Messenger RNA from Alternaria rosae, 1642 nucleotides. RefSeq names its product putative penicillin-binding protein. Bases 197 to 1441 code for a protein of 414 amino acids. NCBI's taxonomy places the organism in Eukaryota, Fungi, Ascomycota, Dothideomycetes, Pleosporales, Pleosporaceae. The record is from RefSeq and is a predicted model, not a curated record. The transcript is spliced from 2 exons.
CGAUAGUUGUUGCAUCGUCCUGAAUCCUACAGCGCCCUUUUUAUAUCUCUUGAGGCAUUCGGUUAUACAGUUGUGAGUCACGCAGAAGAGUGAGUGAUAAGCGCAGUCUCCAUGUAUCUAGUUAUAAGGGGACCGGUAUCUCUAGAAAUGACAUCCACAAACAACCAAAGCAUUACGUACCUUCCAAGUAACCAAGAUGACAACCUCUGCCUCGUUCAAUGACGCUUUCGCGUCGGCAGUUGCAUCCGGCCCUGAGCGCCUUCUGCCCGGUGUGGCUCUCGGUGCUGCAAGAGCCCUUCGAAUGGCUGAUACUUCAGAGCCGGAUGACUUUCUUGCUGCAUUUGGCACAUUGCAGCUUCAUCCCACGUCGCCACCAGUAUCGACCAAGACGACUGUAUGGCUGGCAUCUUGCACGAAACUAGUGACGGCUAUCGCAGCCUUGCAGUGCGUCGAGCGCGGGCUGUUUUCGCUCGACGAACCCACUGACACCGAUCGUUUACUGCCUGAAUGGAAGAACCCCGCUGUCUUAACUGGCUGGACCGCUGAUGAACCUAUCUUACAACCUGCAAAAGAAAGAUUGACUUUGAGAAGAUUGCUGACACAUACAAGCGGAGUUGGCUAUGACUUUCUCUCGGCUGACCUCGUGAAGUGGAGGCAGCAUCUCAACGAAGAAAGUCUCUUCAUGCGCGCGCCUAUCACGCAGUGCUUUGCGACACCUCUCCUCUUCGACCCCGGCUCCGGCUUCGCCUAUGGUGGCGGGCUGGAGCUUGCGGGCUUGAUGAUCGCGAGGGCCAACAACUGCACGCUGGAAGCAUACAUGCGCCAAUACAUCUUUGACGUCCUGGGGAUGGACAAAACUUCCUUCUACGUCAAGCACAACAAUAUCGAGCAGGAGUUGAUGCCGAUGACGACUCGUCCUACACCUGAUGCAGCUCUCAUACCAGGCAAUCCACCGGACAUGCCACUGGCACAGCCGCUGGAUCCUCAAGAUGAGUUUGGUGGCGGGGGUUUGUUCGGCAAUACCGAAGACUACCUCGUACUUCUGAAGUCGCUUCUCCGGAAUGAUGGCAAGCUUCUCAAGGCGGAAAGUAUCGACCUCUUGUUUACUCCAUGUAUACCACCCACGGCGCAAGAGUCGCUCGAUCAGACGCUGUCUGUCCCAGCCUACGCCGCCAUCAUGAUUCCAGGCGAUGCUCCAAUUGGCACGCCUGGUGCGCGGAAGUGGUCUCAUGCUUUGGGGGGUUUAGUAGCACUCGAAGACGAUGCCGAUGGAGGCUUGAGGGCUGGCACGUUACGAUGGGGAGGUGCACCGAAUCUGAAGUGGUGGAUUGAUCGCAAGGGCGGCACUUGUGGCAUCUUCGCGACGCAGCUAUUGCCGGCUGGCGAGACCCGACACACGCACCUGGGGAAGAUGUUUGAGAGGAUGGUAGCUGCAAUGUAGAUUUAAUAGAUGCUACUGCGGGUCGAUGGGCAUAUGAAUGGGCAUCAAUCGCAUCUCCCCCUAUUGCGACGAUUUCUCAAUUGAGGACCACGAGGUGCCCCACUUGCAUGAGGCGCUACAUAUGCACGGUGAUGACGAUGGCCUGCGCCGCUGAUUACCCAGCAGAUUCUGCCAUGACGUAUCCGAACUUCUAUUUCCGCC